Messenger RNA from Impatiens glandulifera, 6346 nucleotides. Its product is annotated as E3 ubiquitin-protein ligase UPL3-like. The coding region runs from base 299 to 5899 and encodes 1866 amino acids. The transcript is spliced from 19 exons. Gene Ontology annotation, molecular function: ubiquitin protein ligase activity; protein binding. Lineage: Eukaryota; Viridiplantae; Streptophyta; Magnoliopsida; Ericales; Balsaminaceae. The record is from RefSeq and is a predicted model, not a curated record. Gene Ontology annotation, biological process: proteasome-mediated ubiquitin-dependent protein catabolic process; protein polyubiquitination.
AAAGAAACAAAAACAAGUUCUAGGUUUUCUCUCUUUCUCUCUCGUACUAUUUUACUCUGCCCCUUCUCCUGCCUGUCUAAAUCCGAUUACUCUGACGACCCGUUUCAUUUUCAUUGAUAGGAUCUGCAAAGCCAUCCACCUCGAUCGAUCGGCGGUGUUUUCUCAUUUUGGGUUGAAGUUUCGAAUUCCAUUUUGAUUCUAAGGAUUUUCAGAUGAACAGUAAUUGUGGAAAAACGAUUGUUUGAUCGCCGUUCAUCGGCGAGUUGAUUAGCGGUUCUGAGUGGGGUUGAGGUUUUUUAUGGAAACUCGGAGUCGGAAGCGGGCGGAGGCUACCUCAUCGGCCCCUUCUUCCUCUCCUGUUACCCGUUCUAGUAAACGAGCUCGUACUUCUGCCGCCGCUGCUGCUGCUGCUGCUGCUACACCUUCACUAGCUGUAUCUACAACGUCCAAGGUUGCUGUCACUGUCACUACAUCCGAUCGAGGUCGAUCAAUCUCAACUAGGUCUCGUGGUGGUAGGUCGAAAGAGCUAUCUGUUUCAUCUACUAAAAUGGAUUCGACAAAUGAACCUUCGGGUUCUGGAAACCGCGGAGGGAGAAGAGGAAGGAACAACCCUGCGGAGAAAGGGAAGGAGAAAGAGCAUGAAGUUAGGGUUAGGGAUAGAGAAAGAGAAAGGGAGAUUGAAAGGAACAUACUGGAGAUGGAGGCUGGUGCGGAUGAAGAUGAUAACGACAGUGAAGGAGCUGCUGGCUUAUUGCACCAGAACUUGACUUCUGCAAACAGUGCCCUUCAAGGUCUCCUAAGAAAGUUGGGUGCUGGAUUAGAUGAUUUUUUUCCUCCAUCAGCCAUUGCUUCAUCCUCUCAACAGAAUGGGAGGCUUAAGAAGAUUUUAUCUGGGCUGAGGAGUGAUGGAGAGGAAGGAAAGCAAGUGGAGGCAUUGACCCAGCUCUGUGAGAUGCUUUCCAUUGGGACUGAAGAGUCACUCAGUUCAUUUUCUGUGGAUUCCUUUGUACCAGUCCUUGUUGGGCUUCUUAACCAUGAGAGUAAUCCGGACAUCAUGCUUCUAGCUGCACGAGCAUUAACUCAUCUCUGCGACGUGCUUCCAUCUUCAUGCGCGGCAGUUGUGCAUUAUGGUGCAGUAUCUUGUUUAGUGGCUCGGUUGCUGACGAUCGAGUAUAUGGACUUGGCUGAACAGUCACUGCAAGCAUUGAAGAAGAUUUCACAGGAGCAUCCAACUGCUUGUUUAAGAGCUGGUGCUCUCAUGGCUGUGCUUUCAUAUCUUGAUUUCUUCUCUACUGGUGUCCAGCGUGUAGCAUUGUCUACUGCAGCGAAUAUGUGUAAAAAACUCCCUUCAGAUGCUGCUGACUUUGUGAUGGAAGCUGUUCCAUUGCUGACAAAUCUCCUUCAAUAUCAUGAUGCAAAGGUGCUAGAGCAUGCUUCAAUCUGCUUGACUCGAAUUGUUGAGGCAUUUGCAUCCUGUCCUGAUAGGCUGGAUGAGCUAUGCAAUCAUGGUCUGGUUACUCAAGCUGCCUCACUGAUUUCAACAAGUAAUUCUGGAGGUGGACAAGCAUCACUUAGCUCAUCUACAUACACUGGCUUAAUUCGGUUGAUUUCCACAUGUGCUAGUGGCUCGCCUUUGGGGGCAAAAUCUUUACUGCUCCUUGGAAUUAGUGGCAUCCUUAAAGAUAUAUUAUCAGGUUCAGGGAUGGUUGCUAAUAUGUCCAUUUCUCCUGCUUUGAGUAGGCCACCAGAGCAGAUUUGUGAGAUUGUGAACCUUGCGAAUGAGCUUCUUCCGCCACUUCCUCAAGGAACCAUAUCUCUUCCAUCCAGCACUAAUCUAUUGACCAAAGGAUCUCUUUCAAGGAAGUCUAGUAAACAGGAGGACACAAAUGGAAGCACUGUUGAGAUUUCAGCUCGAGAAAAGUUAUUAAAUGAUCAGCCGGAGCUUCUGCAGCAAUUUGGGGUGGAUCUUCUUCCGGUUAUGGUUCAGAUAUAUGGCUCUAGCGUUAAUAGCCCUGUCCGCCACAGGUGUCUUUCCAUUAUUGGAAAGUUGAUGUACUUUAGUAGUUCAGACAUGAUCCAAACUUUAAUGAAGGUGACAAAUAUCUCCAGCUUCCUUGCGGGUGUUUUAGCAUGGAAAGAUCCUCAAGUCUUGAUUCCUGCUCUUCAAAUAGCUGACAUUUUGAUGGGAAAACUUCCUGGAACUUUUACUAAGAUGUUUGUGAGAGAGGGUGUCAUUCAUGCUGUAGAUAUCCUUAUAUUAGGUGGUAGCACAAUUGCCUCUCCUGCAGAGAAGGAUAGUGAUUCUGUUUCUAAAACAGCAUCACGCUCUAGGCGAUCCCAGCGCUCAAAACCAGAUUUGCAUGGUACUGAUGAUUCCAAAAUUCCAGUUUCCACUGUUGGUUCACCUCCUAAUUCAGUAGAACAUCCAACUGGCAAUUUGAGUAUGCGGGUGACAGUAAGUGCAUCUGCCAAAGCUUUCAAGGAUAAGUAUUUCCCUUCAGCCCCUGGUUCCAGUGAAGUUGGGAUUACAGAUGAUCUUGUGCAUCUGAAGAAUCUUUGCUUGAAGUUAAGCUCUGGUGUUGACGAUCAAAGAAGUAAAUCAAAAGGGAAAUCUAAAGCUUUUGUGUCUAGCAGCUUAUCUGAUAUUCCUUCUAUUAAAGAGGAGAACUUGAUUGUUGUGGUGUCUGAAAUGUUGUCGGAGUUGAGCAAAGGGGAUGGUGUCUCGACUUUUGAAUUUAUUGGUAGUGGUGUUGUAACAGCAUUACUGAACUAUUUUUCUUGUGGAUAUUUCUCCAAGGACAGGAUUUCAGAAGCUAACCUUUCCGUGCUUCGCCAACAAGUUAUACAGAGAUACAAGGCAUUUAUCACCAUUUCUCUACCAACCAGUCUUGAUGAGGGGAGAUUGGCACCUAUGAGUGUCUUAGUUCAGAAGCUUCAGAAUGCGUUGGCCUCACUGGAAAGAUUUCCAGUUGUGCUUAGUCACUCUACACGAUCCUCUGGUGGAAGUGCGCGACCUUCUUCUGGUUUAAGUUCCUUAGCACAGCCAUUUAAGUUGCGUCUUUGCAGGGCCCAAGGAGAAAAAUUACUCCGUGAUUAUUCUUCCAAUGUGGUACUUAUUGAUCCAUUAGCAAGUCUUGCAGCUGUAGAAGAUUUUCUUUGGCCUCGUGUACAACGUAACGAUUCCAGUCAAAACCCUUCACUCUCUGCAAAUAAAUCUGAAUCAAAGAGUACACCUACAGGGGCUAGUGCUUCGAAUCCCUCUUCUGAUGGUCGUCGUCAUUCCAGUCGAUCCAGAACCUCUGUCAAUAUUGGAGAAACAACAAAAAUGGAUUUAUCACAAGAGAAAAAAGCUGGUUCAUCAAAAGGGAAGGGUAAAGCUGUCCUAAAGCCAGCCUCAGAGGAUCCAAAAGGGCCUCAAACCAGAAAUGCCCGUAGAAGAGCAGCUCUUGAUAGAGACAUACAAAUGAAGCAUACAAGUGGUGAUACAACUUCUGAAGAUGAUGAGCCAGAUGUGUCUCCCAUUGACAUGGAUGAUGCCCUGGUGAUUGAAGAUGAUGAAAUCUCGGAUGAUGAAGAUGAUGACCAAGAUGAUGUACUACUUGACGAUUCCCUCCCUCUAUGCAUGCCUGACAGAGUACAUGAUGUUAAACUCGGGGACCCAAUUGAGGAAAAUUCAACUGUUCCUGUGACAAGUGAUAGCAAGACCAACCCUGCUCCUGGUUCCAGUAGUAGAGUUGGUGCGGUUAAGGAUUUCGAUUCUACUGAGUUUAGGAGUAGUACCUCCUUUGGUUCAAGGGGUGCAAUGUCAUUUGCUGCUGCUGCCAUGGCCGGGCUUGCAUCUGCAAAUGGUAGAGGAAUUAGAGGAGGAAGGGAUAGAUUAGGGCGUCCUUUGGUUGGUUCAAACGAUCCUCCCAGAUUGGUAUUCUCUGCAGGUGGAAAGCAGCUCAAUAAGAACCUGACAAUAUACCAGGCCAUUCAACGUCAGCUUGUUGUGGAUGAGACUGAUGACGAGCGCUUUACCAGCAAUGACUUCAUAUCUAGUGAUGGAAGUCGCUUUUGGAGUGAUGUUUACACUAUCACGUAUCAGAGGGCUGACAAUCAAAAUGAGAAAGGUCCUGCUGGAACAUCUAAUUCUCCAAGCGCAUCUAAAUCUAGCAAAAUCAAUUCAAACUCCAAUGCGGAGCCACCUCAUCGUGUGUCAUUACUUGAUAGUAUUUUGCAAGGGGAGCUUCCUUGUGAUCUUGAGAAGAGCAAUUCUACCUACAACAUUUUAGCACUUCUUCGUGUCUUAGAAGGUUUGAAUCAGCUUUCUCCUAGAUUGAGGGUCCAAGCAUUAAUGGAUAGUUAUUCUGAAGGAAAAAUAUCUAACCUUGAUAUUCUUGGUGUGACUGGGGUUAGAGUCCCUGGAGAGGAAUUCAUUAACAGUAAGCUUACCCCAAAGUUGUCUCGUCAAAUCCAGGAUGCUCUUGCACUUUGUAGUGGAAGUCUUCCAGCAUGGUGUUCCCAGCUGACAAAAUCAUGUCCUUUCUUGUUUCCUUUUGAGAUUCGGCGUCAGUACUUAUAUUCAACUGCUUUUGGAUUAUCGAGAGCGCUACAUCGUUUGCAGCAGCAGGGUGCGGAUGGUCAUGGAUCAUCCAAUGAAAGGGAGGUGAGAGUUGGUAGGUUGCAGCGCCAGAAAGUUCGUGUAUCUCGUAACCGUAUUCUGGAUUCUGCUGCAAAGGUUAUGGAGCUAUAUUCGAGCCAAAAGACUGUUUUGGAGGUAGAGUAUUUUGGUGAAGUUGGUACAGGAUUGGGUCCUACUUUGGAAUUUUACACCCUUUUGAGUCAUGAUUUACAAAAAGCUUCACUUGGAAUGUGGAGGUCAAGUUUUCAACCUAAUAAACCUCCUACAAUGGAAGUUACAGAUAUUGCUCACUCUCCACUUGGCUUGUUCCCUCGUCCUUGGGCACCAAAUUCUAAUACAUCUGAUGGAAGCCAAUUUUCAAAGGUGGUUGAGCAUUUUAGAUUGCUAGGUCGUGUGAUGGCUAAAGCUCUUCAGGAUGGGAGACUUUUAGAUCUUUCAUUCUCAACAGCUUUUUAUAAGCUUGUCCUCGGGCAGGACCUUGAAUUGUACGAUAUUCUUUCUUUUGAUGCUGAACUGGGGAGAAAUCUACAAGAAUUGCAAACCCUAGUAUCCAGAAAACAUCUUUUGGAAUCUUCUAGCAGUCUAACUAAUGAAGAUACUAUGAGCUUACAUUUUCGUGGGGUUCCCGUAGAGGAUCUUUGUUUGGAUUUCACCCUUCCUGGCCAUUCAGACUAUGUCCUGAAAUCUGGAGAAGAAACUGUGGACAUUGAUAGUUUGGAGGAAUACAUAUCCUUAGUUGUUGAUGCCACCGUAAAGACAGGGAUAACAAUGCAAAUGGAAGCAUUUAGAGCUGGAUUCAAUCAAGUUUUUGACAUUUCUUCUCUACAAAUCUUUUCACCCCAUGAAUUAGAUUAUCUUCUUUGUGGACGCAGAGAAUUGUGGAAGGCCGAGACACUGGUGGAACACAUCAAAUUUGAUCAUGGUUAUACCGCGAAGAGCCCUGCGAUUGUUAACUUGCUGGAGAUUAUGGGUGAGUUCACUCCAGAGCAUCAAAGAUCCUUCUGUCAGUUUGUUACUGGUGCACCUCGCCUUCCACCUGGCGGUCUGGCAGUUCUGAGCCCCAAACUAACAAUUGUCAGAAAGCACUCAUCCGUGGCUGGAAAUGCAUUGACCAGCAGUGGCAACGGAGCAUCGGAAACUGCAGAUGAUGACUUGCCCAGUGUAAUGACGUGUGCCAACUAUCUCAAGCUUCCUCCAUAUUCUACCAAGGAAAUCAUGUACAAGAAGUUGCUUUAUGCAAUCAAUGAAGGGCAAGGAUCCUUCGACUUGUCAUGAGCAAAACUAAUUUCAAUAUGGGUUUUGUACAUUCCAUGGAAGAGAUUUCUGUCAUUUCCUAAUUGGCCUAAUCUUUAGCUAAUUACACAACAUCUUAGUCAUCUCCCCAAACCAAAAUGAUGGAUAUAGGAAUAAUUUUGCUGCUAAAAGGUGAACUGAAUGUUGUUCUUUCCCAGUUGGAAGAUGGAUGGAAGUUUUCCAUGGUAGUAGGGCUUGGAAAGAAGGAAGUUGAUGCUGUAAUUGUGGUGCAAUUUCUGGUGUAAAUAAUAAAUAGUGAAAAUGAGAUUUCAUCAACUUUUUAUUUUAGUUUUAAAUCAUGAUACUAUUUGUUUGUUUUUUUUCUUAGGUUGAUGAUGAUACAAAGUGUGUUGAUGACAUGAUUUUGGCAUGUCCAAUGUUUUAUGAAUUUAGUAGAGUUACAAAAUCAUUUAAACAAGUUUUGUUGUU